This is a messenger RNA of Uncinocarpus reesii 1704, 1197 nucleotides long. RefSeq lists its product as uncharacterized. Bases 1 to 1197 code for a protein of 398 amino acids. Gene Ontology annotation, cellular component: transcription factor TFIIH core complex; transcription factor TFIIH holo complex. NCBI's taxonomy places the organism in Eukaryota, Fungi, Ascomycota, Eurotiomycetes, Onygenales, Onygenaceae. Gene Ontology annotation, biological process: regulation of DNA-templated transcription; nucleotide-excision repair. The record is from RefSeq and is a predicted model, not a curated record. The transcript has 2 exons.
AUGAAUGCCGUCGAUGCGUCCGAUCACUAUGACACCAGCUCAGCGGAUACCUCUCCGUCGCUUCUAACCAUUGUCCUGGACACAAACCCGCACGCUUGGGCCCUGCUUGAAGAGACCCUCCCGCUCUCUACCGCCGUCGCAAACCUGCUCGUCUUUAUAAACGCCCAUCUCGCGUGCAAUUAUGCAAAUAAAGUGGCGGUUGUUGCUAGCCACUCCCAGGAAGCUCGAUGGCUGUAUCCCGCAUCAACUACAAGCCCAUCAAACAGCCAGAAUGGCUCAACAGACACAGACGGAGACACCAACAUGUCCUCGUCAAACCCACCGCCUACCCAAUCCAAUAAAUACCGGCCCUUUCGAAUCGUUGAAGAACAGCUAACCCGCAACCUGAAAGAUCUCCUCUCGACCACCUCUCCCGCCUCCCUCAGCUCCACCACCUCAACCAUGAUGGCUGGCGCCCUCACCCUCGCCCUCAGCCACAUCAACCGCGAAACAAUCGUCUACGCCGAAACUCACGGCGCCUCCUCCGCCAAACUUGACGCUGACCCAUCUAACCCCGCCCCAACCGCCUCCGCGCUCCCACCACCCCCAGGUUCAACCUUUGAUCCGUCUUCCAACACAAACCGCAACCUCUCAGGCCUCCAAUCCCGCAUCCUCAUCAUCUCCGUCAGCAGCGCCACCGGAUCCGCCCACCAAUAUAUCCCAAUCAUGAACAGCAUCUUCGCGUGCCAGCGCCUUCACAUCCCAAUCGAUAUCUGCAAGCUCUCCGGCGACGCCGUCUUCCUCCAACAAGCCUGCGACGCAACACGCGGCAUCUAUGUUCCCGUGGACCACCCGUUAGGCUUCCUGCAAUAUCUCAUGGUUGCGUUCCUGCCAGAUCAGCGAUCAAGGAGUCAUUUGAUCCUACCGACCAGAGUCGAUGUCGAUUUCCGCGCCGCCUGUUUCUGCCAUCGGAAGGUCGUCGAUGUGGGGUUUGUGUGCAGCAUCUGCCUAAGUAUCUUCUGUGAACCCCCAGAGGGCGCAGACUGUUUGACCUGUGGCACGCACCUGGAGUUGGGCGAUUAUGGCGCGAAACCGGUUGUCGUUGCAAGGAAAAAGAAACGUAAAAAGGGUACUGGAAAAGGACCUAACGCAAAUGGGGGCUCAUCCGGAGGAGCAACCCCAAUCCCUCAUUCGACGCCGACAUCUACGCUGCCCUGA